AUGGCAACUGUCGCCGGUCCCGUUCCCUCGCGAACGUCGCAGCCCACGCAUAAUAAGCAGGCUACAACCUCACGCUCGAACCCGACCGGCCAGGACCCAUUCCACGGCCAUGAACGGAUGGCACGUCUGGCCGCCCGCUUCGUCUCGCACUUGUUCGCCUGCCCCGACCAGCCGGCGCCAGCUGCCGGACAGCAAGCACCCGCGCGCCUGGACCAUUUCAUCGCCUACGCCCUCCACCGGACGCGCUUACCGGAAAGUGUCACGUAUGCGUCACUAUUCCUGUUACAGCGUCUCAAGGCGCGCUUCCCCGCCGCCAAGGGUUCUUCAGGGCACCGCCUCUUUAUUUCCGCUUUCAUGUUGGCCAGCAAGAUUAUCUGCGACGACACGUACUCAAAUAAGUCCUGGUGCAUCGUCGCCCAGGGUAUGUUCGCGCUGCGCGAGAUUAACCAGAUGGAACGCGAGAUGUGUUCGUAUCUGGAGUGGCAGCUCAACGUGGACAAGGAUGUCCUAUCCGACUUCACCGCCCGCGUCGCCAGCGAUUUCUCGGGCCCCGGGCCGUAUCCCGCGCUCGUCAUCCCGUCCGAAGCAUCCCCUGCCACCGACGGCAGCAACCUGGCCGCUUUCGGACAAGGAGGGAUCUACGCCCCGGCUCCCGCUGCCGAGUCCCCUCGCCGCGCCGAGGUGGAGAUGUCGACUUCGUCACCUUCCACCCCUGGAGCCUCGAGUUCGGCAUCCGUCUCACCCGCUUCCAUUGCCGCGCCGCGCACGCCCACGGACAUCGUUCCGAAUUACCAUGUCGAGGUUGCCGGUGGUGAGCCAGACGUUCGGCGCCAUGCGCGCUCGCAUUCGAAGCCCGAGCCCGAGCGCUCGGUGCCUUCGACACAGGAUCCAUACCUCGCUGCCGAGGAAGCUGGCGAUCGCGCGAACGCGAUCCUCGGCGCGCCGGGCUCGAGGAAGCAUGUGCCGAGUCCGACCAUGCGCUCAAAACUACAGGUCGGUCGCGAUAUGUUUGCGUACGCGACGAGGACUGUCUGGUAA
This is a messenger RNA of Peniophora sp. CBMAI 1063, 1038 nucleotides long. Lineage: Eukaryota; Fungi; Basidiomycota; Agaricomycetes; Russulales; Peniophoraceae. The record is from the annotation of a GenBank genome assembly.